GGAGCGGCGACCCCCGCCCCCCCUACCAGGUCCCCAGGCCCCGCAGUGAUGCUGGGCCUGCGCGUACUGCCGCCUGGACGCUGAGCGCCCCCACUCCAGUCCACUCUGCCCAAACGAUACCCAAACCGGGGCUCGGCUACGCGGGCCGAGCCCGCUCCCGAGCCCAACGAAGGUCUUAGGCCCCUGUACUCGAGGCCCGGGCUGAACGCCCCGGCGUGGGGGAGGGGCGGGGACGAGACCCCGAGGGGCCUCCAGCUAGAAUGAAGCACAUCAACUUAUCCUUUGCAGCAUGCGGGUUCCUGGGCAUUUACCACUUGGGGGCAGCAUCUGCACUUUGUAGACACGGCCAGAAGCUCCUGAAGGCUGUCAAGGCCUUUGCAGGGGCUUCUGCGGGAUCCUUGGUGGCAACAGUCCUGCUGACCGCACCAGAGAAAAUAGAGGAAUGUAAUGAAUUUACCUACGAGUUUGCCGAAGAAAUCCGAAGGCAGUCUUUUGGGGCGGUGACACCCGGCUAUGAUUUCAUGGCCCGACUGAGAAGCGGAAUGGAGUUGAUUCUCCCUCCCAACGCUCAUGAGCUGGCCCACAGCCGCCUGCACGUAUCCAUCACGAACACCAAAACCAGAGAAAAUUACCUGGUGUCCAACUUUCCCUCCAGGGAGGACCUCAUUAAGGUCGUCUCAGAUAUGGAAAGUGCUGUCUUCCAGUUCAGUGUCCUGUGUUCUUUGGAGAUAACGGAACUCAUGUCAUGUCUUACAGUGCUGUUGGCCAGCAGUUUCGUGCCCAUUUACGCGGGACUGAAACCGGUGGAGUACAGAGGGCAGAAGUGGGUGGAUGGAGGCCUCACGAAUAGCCUACCCAUCCUUCCUGUAGGCCGGACGGUGACCAUCUCACCCUUCAGCGGACGCCUGGACAUCUCCCCGCAGGACAAAGGACAGCUGGACCUCUACGUUAAUCUCACCAAUCAGGACGUAAUGCUGUCCGUGGCAAACCUGGUGAGGCUUAACCAAGCCCUUUUCCCACCAAGCAAGAGGAAAAUGGAAUCUCUGUAUCAACUUGGCUUUGAUGACGCCAUUAGGUUUCUCCUCAAAGAAAACUGGUUUGAAUAGAAUGCUUACGAGUUUAUAACGCAGAGAAGACGUCAUACUUGUUUUUUGUUUUUUAAAUUUUUGUCCACAUCGUUGUUGAUGGAGGUUUCUAAUGAAAUCAUUAAAAAAAAAAAAAAAACUAUCGGGAUUCUCUGUUACUAGUUUUUGUAGUAUUUCUGAUUAUUUCUUCUGUGCAAGGAAAUGAGAGGUAUUUUAUUAGGCAGAACGUACGCGGGUCCUGAGGAGUCCUUUCCAGAGAGCAGGCAGGUCCUUUGGGAAAUUUAGAGGGUAAGCAAUUUGGGUGCACCAUGGGGUGUUGAAACUGGAGGGCCGCCGUUCUUCCUACAGACAAUGCAACAUGGCAGCCCGGAAGCCCAGCAGAUUCGGGCACUAGGGGUUGGGGUUUGCCUAUCUCUUCAGCAAAAGUGCAUUCCCUGCCCACUUUCCUCUUUUUAAACCCCAGCCCACCCCGCACAUCCCCGCUAAGGUGAUUAUCAGGAUGCUUUCAUGGUUCCCUCUUGUAAACCCUCAGCUCUCCUUAAUACCUCUGUCUCUUUACCCAUAUCUCUGUCUCUGUCUCUUACAGCUGAUGUCUUGCUUCCUCUCUCUGUCUCCAGCCAGGCCACAUACCAUCAGAUGUGGACCCAUCACUCUAGGUAGUGGGUAAAUCGACUGAAGGAACCUAGAAGAUACACGUCUACAUAUGAAGAACCAGGUCCACCCAGUAGCCCAGUAAAGAAGAAUUCAAUCGAAAAUAAUCACUCAUCCAUUAUUUUAAGUCCUGUUACACUGAUUUAGCUCUUCCACUUUCUAAGUAGCAAUCCUAUCACUUUGAGGACUUGGAUGUGGGUUUAUACUAAUUCCUGGACACUGUCUCAAGUCUUAAAUCUGUGUGUGUGGGGCUUUGCCAAGCAUCAACUCUUAAUUACUAAGAGGCAGUUAGAAACAAACUGGUUUCAUUGCCUCUGUUUAAUUGUUAUGCAUUUCUCUUUUAACAUUUGAAACCAUCCUUUAAAUCAGUUUUAGGGCUCCUAAAAGCUCCAAAUACACAAUUUUUAGCACAUAAUCACCACCGAUUGCCUCUUUCCUUAUGAGUUAUGCAGAGACACAGGCCUCGGUAGUGAUCCUCCUGGGGUGUCUAUUUCCUGCUCCUCUAGAACACAGGUGGCUGAAUCUUAACAUGUUUCAGACGUGACACGAACAUCUUCCAUUUAGUUCCACAUCCGUCUGUCUGCUCGAUUGCCCCCCUUUUUAUCAUUUUAGGUGACUCUCCUAUUUGUCACAUAUUUCAACCCAUUUUUAUGGGUGCGCCCAUAAGCACAAAGAAACGUUAGCAUGUUAGACAUCGAAGCGACUUUACGCACUGCUUAUGUCUCUGACCGUCCUGGUGGACACUACUCCCCCCGAAAACCGUCGUUAGCUCAUGGAUAGGUGCGUGCAGGGCGGCCGUGUUCUGCCAUGAGGGAAUAGUAGCAGUGUACUGCAGUGCUGCUUUCUGUGAGCCAGGGGUGCUGGACCGAGUUCUCCGGCGGGGCAGGACCGACUUGGGCUCUGUGCCGCUUACAGCGCGUCCUCUCGCGUCCGGACUGACGGAAACCAGGCACUCCCGACAGACCCAGAUCCCGAUAGGUUUGCUGGGUAAUUACUGUGAUAGUCAGCCUAAUAUGUCCCCGAUCGGGGCAGUUUGAUAAUGCUUUUGAAUCUGUCAUUUAAAAUUUCAUUAGUCUUUCUAUUCUUCUUUUCAGGAACGCUCUUUACUGUGUAACUAUGGUAACCCCGUUUCCAUUGGCAAUUAGAGAAACUAGAUUUGGUUUUGAAGUUAAAUAAUGCUCUAAAGGAGCAAGCGGUGUAUUAAAACACACAAACAAACAAAAAUACAACCUCCUUUAUGUUCUGGUUUCACAAUAUCGGGUAUAUUGUGAGCACACCAGCAGCUCGCAGAGAACAGCCGUUCGGCUCUGGGCAUGGAA
This is a messenger RNA of Lutra lutra (Eurasian river otter), 3055 nucleotides long. It is a transcript of the gene PNPLA4, whose product is annotated as patatin like phospholipase domain containing 4. Gene Ontology annotation, biological process: triglyceride catabolic process; lipid homeostasis. The transcript is spliced from 8 exons. The record is from RefSeq and is a predicted model, not a curated record. Gene Ontology annotation, cellular component: cytoplasm; membrane; lipid droplet. The coding region runs from base 261 to 1106 and encodes 281 amino acids. Lineage: Eukaryota; Metazoa; Chordata; Mammalia; Carnivora; Mustelidae. Gene Ontology annotation, molecular function: triacylglycerol lipase activity; retinyl-palmitate esterase activity.